Messenger RNA from Sesamum indicum (sesame), 1774 nucleotides. NCBI's taxonomy places the organism in Eukaryota, Viridiplantae, Streptophyta, Magnoliopsida, Lamiales, Pedaliaceae. The record is from RefSeq and is a predicted model, not a curated record.
UGUUUCGUGUUUUUUUCUUUAUAUAUACAAGUCCCAUUUCGUUCUUCCACUCCUCUCUUGCUCAGCCAGUCGAUCGGCUUUUUUCAUCCUUUUGCUCAUUCACCAAAACCCGUUUUUCUCGGGGUCCGACCCGGGUGGACAGCAAGAAGACAACUCCGUGCAGUUCUACAGAGGGUUCAACUCCCGAGGAGAGUUUUGUUCUUCUUUUUGGACAUUUGCUGUGUCUUGUCUUGUCUUUUCUUGUCUUCUAGCUGUCUGGUAAAGUUCUUUACCACUUCCCUCCUCUUGUUUCGGAGCAAUCUCGGUAUCCGGGCCCAAAAACUUUGUAAUUUGGGAGAGGCCCGACGACAUCCUAAAUCGACUGAAAGUUUUUAAGGCUAGAACAAAAAUCAGGAGACUAUGAAUACUUUUCCACAUGUUCCUCCUGGUUUCCGGUUCCAUCCCACCGAUGAAGAACUCGUAGAUUAUUACCUUAGGAGGAAGGUGACUUCCAGACAGAUCGAAAUAGAUGUAAUUAAGGAUGUCGAUCUUUACAAAAUCGAGCCUUGGGAUCUUCAAGAAAUAUGCAGAAUAGGAACAGAAGAGCAAAAUGAGUGGUACUUUUUCAGCCACAAAGACAAGAAAUACCCAACGGGGACACGCACGAAUAGAGCAACAGCAGCAGGGUUCUGGAAAGCAACGGGACGGGACAAGGCCAUUUACUCCAAGCAUGAUUUGAUCGGCAUGAGGAAAACUCUAGUGUUUUACAAAGGAAGAGCUCCUAAUGGCCAGAAAUCAGACUGGAUUAUGCACGAAUAUCGGCUGGAGACAGACGAGAAUGGAACCCCUCAGGAAGAAGGCUGGGUUGUAUGUAGAGUUUUCAAGAAAAGAAUAGCCUCCAUCAGGAGACUAAGUGAACACGGCUCGCCCAUUUGGUACGACGAUCAAGUUUCUUUCAUGCCGGAAAUGGAUUCCCCAAAGCAGCAUUCUCACUCCAGUCUCCCAUACAACUACUCUAAUUACACUUCUUGCAAGAAAGAGAUGGAUUUGCAGUAUGGAAUCCCACCUGAUCACUUUCUUCAGCUCCCCCUUUUGGAGAGCCCCAAAAUGCUGCAGCCACCAACCAGCAUGAGCUGCAACCCACUGCAGACGUCCUACGGCCCCGGCCUGAACUUGAACCCCGGAAGCAAUUUGCUCUCUCAAGACAUCCAUCAAACACUUGAUCACAACUUCCACUCAAUGUUCAGAAACAAUAGUGAUCAACAGUCUGGGGAUCAGGUGACUGACUGGAGGGUUCUUGACAAGUUCGUGGCAUCCCAACUCAGCCAGGAAGAGAUUUCAAAGGGAAACGACACGUUCCCUGCGAACGAAGAAUCGAAUUUGAUUGCUAGAAAUCUGAUCAACAAGCAAGAAAUGGCACAGGAGAUUGCGUCGACGUCGUCCUCAAGUUGCCAGAUUGAUCUGUGGAAGUGAUCAUCAUCAGUACUGCCAAAAGCAAUGCAAGACUACUGUAUAUGUAUGAUAUUGCAUGGGGGAGAAGAUUUGUUAUAUAUACAGUUUCUUGUAUAUAAUAAAACUGAAAUUAUAACCUAACUAUUGAUCUUUGGAAUACUAGGAUUUUAAGUUAACGACAAAAAACCAAGUAGGGAAGAAAUUGUUCUUGUAAGAUAACGUGUUGUAGUGGAACUACAUAUGAAAGCAUAAUUGUCAUGAUCUGAUGAUAACCACAGUGCUGUUUAUGAUGUUAAUCUGUGGUUGAUCGAAGAUCUUUGUAAUGCGUGUCAUGUACUGAGUA